Neohortaea acidophila is the source of this 957-nucleotide messenger RNA. RefSeq names its product Alpha/Beta hydrolase protein. The record is from RefSeq and is a predicted model, not a curated record. NCBI's taxonomy places the organism in Eukaryota, Fungi, Ascomycota, Dothideomycetes, Mycosphaerellales, Teratosphaeriaceae. The coding region runs from base 1 to 957 and encodes 318 amino acids. The transcript has a single exon.
AUGGACCGCCUACCACAGCUCGGAACGGCCAUCAGCGACGUAGUAAUGCCAACAUACCAGACCUACGCGCCCCUGCUGCUCCGUCAAGAAGAAGCGAUCAGAUCAACCAAAUGCACCACCUUUGCCUACGGUCCCCACCCGCGGCAACAACUCGACAUCUACAGCCCGCCUGCGAACAGCACGCCCGUUACAGGCAAUCGCCACUCCCUCCUUGUCUUCCUCUACGGCGGGGGCUUCGUCCGGGGCGACAAGAGCAACAAAGACUUUUGCGGUGGCCUGGUGUACGCUAACUUGGGACAUUACUUUUCUCAGAAUCUGGGGUUCCAUGUGGCGAUUGUGGAUUAUCGCCUUAUCUCUCACGAUGCAAAGUUCCCCUCUGGUGGUGAGGAUCUGGCGCUUGCACUGGAGUGGCUUGUCCCACAUUUCUCAGGAAGUUCAAACGAGCCACUUGACCUGUUCCUCAUGGGCAACUCCGCCGGUGCAGUCCACACAAGCACCUAUCUCCUAGCAGAGCAGUUUGCCGCAAGACGACAGAAGUUGCUUGGUGCUGCAAACCUCCACGGUGUCAUCUUGGUCGGCGCACCCUACCAUUUCGAACAGGCGGUGGCGAGCCGGAAGGAGAUUCUCCAGGCGUACUACGGAGACAGGCUGUCGCAAGAUUGUCCGUUCGGUCUGUUGAAGCAGGCCAAACAGACGGGCUCCAUUGAGGAUCUCGGUAAGGUGGAGGUGUUGGUUAUGACGGCGACUCUCGAUCCCGAGGAUGAGAUUGUCAAACCUGGACGGGACUUUGUGAAGGAAUGGAGGAGCACAACUUCUGUGCAAUCGAAGCUGCACGUCAACACUAUAGAAGGUCACAACCAUAUCAGCCCGGUGCUUGGGUUGGGCACAGGGCUGCCGGCCGAGGAAGCUUGGGGCCGAGAUGUGGUCGAGUUCAUCGCGCAGACUCAGAAGAAGUAG